CCUGGCUUCCUGGAGGAACCAGAGUCUCUUUCACUUUCAAAGAAUACAUUUGCUUGCUGAGGAGCCUUGGGCAGUGACACGGACAUCAGUGAGCUCCAUAGAAGAGCAGGUUCCAAUCAAACACCAUUUUGCAACAAAGAAAUGGCUGGCAGAGUCAAGGAUCCACUGACCUCCUUGGAGCAACAACAGAUGGGUGUCGUGGAGCAGUAUGGGCCAAAGCUGCACACUCAGGCAUUAUCUGAGGAACCUAUCAACACAAGAGCAGCUCAGUCCCAGAAGGCAAGUGACACAAAGGAGGCUCAACAUAAGGGUCAACAGGGCUUGGACCCCUCCUACCACACAUGGGAACCAUUGUUCAUGGAAUUCCAGGGACCCCUUUCCCCGUCAGAGGAGGACUUAAUGCAAAGACAUUCUUCCUCCUUUCUCGGUCCCAGAAGCACAGUUAACAUAGAAAUCCCUAGCCUGCCCCACUUCAUGGAACUACAGAGCCAUAAAUCUUGGAGACAUUCUCAAAUGCCAAAAAAAGAAAUUGUUAAAUCUGAUGAGCCUGAAUGCAGAAGCAGAGAAAUACAUCAGAAUGAAGAGAGAGAGAAUCUUUACCACACAGAGUCCUGGAAAACAAAGGAUUUGCUCCAAAAUUUUACACAGCUAUUACUUCUACAAAAAUCUUUUCCAAGAGGCUGGGAGACCUUGGCCAGAAAAAGCUGGCAUCAAUGUAGAAGAGAGCAGAGAGGACUUCUGAUUGAGAUCCAAGACUUAUUUAAGCCAAACCCGGAUACCCAGGAAGAGCCUCAACUAGUCAUAUUAGAGGGGGCUGCUGGGAUUGGGAAGUCAACGCUGGCCAGGCAGGUGAGGAGAGCAUGGGAGGAAGGCAAGCUCUACAGGAAUCGCUUCCAGCAUGUCUUCUACUUCAGCUGCAGAGAGCUGGCCCAGUACAAGCAGCUGAGUCUGGCUGAGCUCAUAGCAAAAGACCAGACUGUGCCUGCAACUCCCAUCAAGAAGAUCCUGUCUCAGCCGGAGAAGCUGCUCUUCAUCUUGGAUGGCAUAGAUGAGCCAGCAUGGGUCUUGGGAGAGAAAAAUCCCAAGUUCUGUGUGCACUGGAGCCAUCCACAGCCUGUGCACACACUGCUGGGCAGUUUGCUGGGGAAAUCCAUCCUGCCUGGGGCUUCCUUGCUGCUCACAGCUCGGACCAUAGCUCUGCAGAAGUUCAUCCCUUUCUUGAGGCAGCCACGUUGGGUGGAAGUCCUGGGCUUCUCCAAGUCUGGACGGAAGAAAUAUAUCUACAAAUAUUUCACAGAGAAAAGAGAAGCAAUUGAAGCUUUUAGCUUGGUUAAAUCAAACCCAGUGCUCUCGACACUGUGUGUGGUACCCUGGGUGUCCUGGCUGGUCUGCACUUGCCUGAAGCAGCAGAUGCAACAGAGAGGAAACCUCUCACUGACCUCACAGACCACCACAGACCUCUGCCUGAAAUACCUUUCCCAAAUUCAUCCAGGUCAUGUCUGGGGGACCCAGCUCCGAAGGCUCUGCUCACUAGCUGCAGAGGGGAUCUGGAGAAGAAGGACACUGUUUAGUGAAUUCGAUCUCUACAUGCAAGGGUUGUCUGAGUAUGUCGCUGCCCAUUUCGUGAAGAUGGGUGUCCUUCAAAAGCAGCCCAGCUCUAUGAGUUACAGCUUUGCCCACUUGUAUCUCCAGGAGUUCUUUGCAGCAAUGUACUGCAUCUUGGAGAGUAAUGUGCAGAGUCGUAGUUAUAUGUAUGUCUACAGAAUUGUGAAAUUACUGAAGGAAGACUAUGGAAGGCGAAAUCUGUUUGAGGCACCCUUUGUGCGCUUCCUAUUUGGUCUUUUAAGUGAAAAGGGAAUGAGAGAGAUGAAGAAGAUCUUUGCCUGCUGGUUGCCUUGGGAGACAAAGUGGUACCUGCAACAGUAUAUCCUAGAGGAAAUCCAAUGCCAUCAACCAUAUUCUCUGGGUUUAUUCCAUUGUCUGUAUGAGAUUCAGGAUGAACAUUUCCUGACAGUUGUUAUGCACAAUUAUCAAGGAACAAGGGUACACUCCCCAGUGGAUAUGGAACACCCAGUUUUCCUGACAAACAUGAAGUACCUUUUGGUCCAGACAGACGUGGAGCUCAUGGUGGUCACUUUCUGCAUUAAGUUCUGCAACCAUGUGAAAAGGCUUCAGCUGAAUGGGAGUGGACAGCAGAGACAAAUGCCGAUGGCCCCCAGGAUGCUUCUGUUCCGGUGGACCCCAAUCACUAAUGCCAGUUGGCAGAUUCUCUUCUCCACUCUUGAGUUCACAGGAAACCUGAAGGAGCUAGAUCUAAGUGGAAAUCCACUGAGUUACUCCGCAGUACAAAGUCUUUGUAGGACCCUGGGAUGCCCUGGAUGUCGCCUUAGGACAUUGUGGCUUGUCAACUGUGGUCUCACAUCCAACUACUGCCUGGCCCUGGCUUCAGUGCUCAGGGCAGGCUCAAGCCUGGCUGAGCUAGACCUGCAGCUGAAUGACCUGGGAGACCAUGGUGUGAGGCUGCUGUGUGAGGGGCUCAGGAGUCCUGCCUGCAAACUCAGAAUCCUGCGGCUGGACCAGGACCCUCUCAGUGAUGAGGUGAUGAUGGAGCUCAGGACUCUGGUGACAGAGAAUCCACAGAUGCUCAUCUUCAGCACAUGGAAGCCACAUGAGAUGGUCCCUAAUAAGAACCCGGAUGGAGAAGAAAUGGUUGAUAGCCUGACCUCAUUCAAGCAUCAGAGACUACAGUCAGAACACAAGCACAUGGAACCACUGGGGACUGAAAAUGACUUCUGGGGCCCUACAGGGCCUGUGGCUACAGAGGUGGUUGACAAAGAGAGGAACCUGUACCGAGUUCAGUUCCCUGUGCCUGGUUCCUACCACUGUCCCAACACAGGACUCCGCUUUGUGGUGACAAGGGCAGUGACCAUCGAGAUUGGAUUCUGUUCCUGGAGCCAACACCUGGACAAGACUCCCUUGCAGCACAGUCACAUGGUAGCUGGGCCUCUGUUUGACAUCAAGGCUGAGCAGGGAGCUGUGACUGCUGUGUACCUCCCUCAUUUUGUGGCUCUCCAAGAGGGACAGGUGGACAUCUCCUGGUUCAGUGUGGCCCACUUUCAAGAACAUGGGAUGGUCCUAGAAACUCCUGCCAGAGUGGAGCAGUACUGCACAAUCUUAGAAAACCCAAGCUUCUCCCCAAUGGGAAUUCUACUGAGAAUGAUCCCUGCUGUCAGACACUUCAUCCCCAUCACUUCCAUCACAUUGAUCUACUAUCACCUCAAUCUGAAGGAAGUCACCCUUCAUCUCUACCUAAUUCCCAAUGACUGCACCAUUCGGAAGGCCAUUGAUGAUGAAGAAAUGAAAUUCCAAUAUGUUCGAAUAAACAAGCCACCCCCAGUAGAGUCUCUUUAUAUUGGCUCCCGCUACACAGUGUCUGCUUCUAAGAAGCUGGAAAUCAUCCCAAAGGAACUGGAGCUGUGCUACAGGAGCCCUGGGGAAUCCCAGCUCUUCUCUGAGAUCUAUGUUGGUCACAUGAGUUCAGGGAUUAAGCUCCAAAUCAAAGACAAGAAGCAUAAGAAUCUCAUUUGGGAAGCCUAUCUGAAACCAGGGGACCUCAGACCUACACCGCCCAUGAUCCCUGCAACACACAAAGCCCUAGAUGCUGCUGCCUUGCCACACUUCCUGGACCAGCAUCGAGAGCAGCUGGUGGCCCGAGUGACAUCAGUGGACUCUCUCUUGGACAAGUUGCAUAGUCUAGUGCUGAGUGAAGAGGAGUAUGAGGUGGUGCGGGCUGAGGCCACCAACCAAAACAAGAUGAGGAAGCUCUUCAGCCUCAGUAGGUCCUGGAGCUGGGACAGUAAAGACCAAGUCUAUCAAGCUCUGAAGGAGACACAUCCUCACCUGAUCAUGGACCUCUAUGAGACGUCAAGAAGUUUCUCUGUGAGAUCCUGACAUCUUAGUGGCUGAGGGGUGAGCACUCAAAUGAUUCCUGACUCUGCCUAACUUCCUUUGGCUACUAAAUCUAUAAACCAGUGGUCUUCUCAGUGGCCUUUCUGAUGGCAGAGUUUCCAGGACACCUCUUAGGGAACCAGAUGUUCCCUCUUGACCUUCCCCAGCCAGAUGUUCAUGUGGGAUGAGCAUCUCAGGAAACUUCCAAUGGAGCCAGCAAUCUAUUCAAGUCUUGUUCAGCCUGCUCAUAAUACAAGCAGGACUGGAGAGUAUGGAAAUGGAGAUGAUGAGAUGGUACUUUCCCUGGAAAGUGAAUAUCUAAUGAAUAGGAAAGGAAGGGGGUCUUCUCAAACAUUUCCUACCCUCAAAACCUUUUUCCAAAUAAUUUUUAUGUGACUCUGGAUAUGUAGAUAUAUAAGUAUAUAAAUCAAACAUUUUUACUAAAAAUAAAUCUUAAAGAAAUUUAUUAUAAACAAGGCUUUGUUGUAAUAUAAUUUUACCAUUUGUUAAAAAUGACAGCAAAUUUUCACACUAAUGAAAAGCAUGUAUUUGUUUAUUUUGCAUAAGGAAUUAAACCUUGAUUGAAUAUUUGAUGCUAUAAGAUGUUGGGAAUCUUCAGUGUCUCUCAGAGUUGGUGGAUAUUUUGCAUCUCUCAUGCUUUACACAGAUGUGCAGUGCACAUUCCAGAAGCUGGUGGAAAUCCUGUCCUAAUCCCAAGGCAAAAUUCACUUAGCAUCUCUUUAUGUAACUCAAGUCAACAACUCAAAACACAAACUUGUAAAACCAAAUGUUCUCAUAUAAUACAAUGCAAAGAUAUGCUAAUCCAAUUGUUACAUGCUAGAGAAUAAAAAUGGGAAUAUAUUUAAAUUUUUACAUUCCGUAAUUAAGGUAUCAUGUUUCUCUGAGCAUAGAAAAUCUCCUAUAUACAGGGAAAAUGCUGUAAUCCCAGCCAACAAUAGCUUAGACUCUGAGCCAAGGUGUUUCAGGAGCAUCAUAGGCAUUGUGUGGUGUGUAGGCUAAAGCAGUACUAGUAUUCAUGUUGUGUGCUCAGAACUACAGGUAUGGGGAAGUCACAUGAUGUAACAUGACUCAUGCUGUCAGAAACACCACAGACUCAGUGCACAUUGAAUUAACCUUGGCCAUUGCAUGUGCACAAACCUGUUGUUCUUGUCAAUAUUUCCCAAUCCCACAUUUAGUUAAGUCAUCCCGUAUGGAGGUGGGAUUCACAGCUUGAGAAACUCAUGUACAAUGGUAAAAAGGUGGGGACCAGAAGGCUCGGUGGCUAAGAGCUGCUCCUGUAGAAGAUCGGAGUUCUACUCCCAGAACCCACAUCAGGCAGCUCACACCUGUAACACCAACUCCAUGUGGAGGAAUUCAUGGCACCCACACACAGGUGCACACUCAAAUACACAUACACAAAAACAUGUACAGAAGUAGGCACACACAAACACACAAAUAAUUCUUUUAAUUUUUAUAAAACAAUAACAAAAUGGGAUUCCUCUCCACUGCUCACCUAUCUACCAGAGUAGGACUUGAGACUUAGUAAGGCUGUGUGUUUGCCACAAGGGUAGGCCUGCCUGUCUCUAUCCCCAGGCCACCCAGUUUCCUUCUGGAUCAAGCUUCUGCUCCCCUCCCAGCCAGACCCAUGGCCAGAGCUAUUAGCCUGGCUUCUCAGUGUGUCCCAUCUUUUCCUCUGGGCUCUGCAGGUGUGCUAGCUCUGCCUGUGUGAAUCUAUGGACCUCUUCCUCUCUUUCUUUCUUGGAAUACAGUAUUUUCCUUAUUCUAACCUCUGCCCUUUACUGCAUUACAGGCAGGCAGCUUCUCCCCAGACUUCUUACCCAGAAUCCUCCAGGGUUUUAUUUGACAAGAGAUAAUUCCAAGUUUUAACCUAUAUUUAUUUCAUCAGGAGUUUAGAAAUAACUUUAAACUAAACAAAUUGGGUAAUUACAAGUGAAGUUAAGGUUUUAUUUGUAUGUUUGCUUGUUUUUCAAGACAGGGUUUCUCUGUAUAGCUCUGUCUUUCUGAGAAAUCACUCUGUAGACCAGGCUGACCUCGAACUCAAGAGAUCUGCCUGUCUCUCCCUCCCAAGUGCUGGAAUGAAAAACCUGUGCCACUACACCCAGCCUGAAGUCAGGGUUCUUAAAUGUGUAUGACAGAUGAAAACACAGGGGUUAUUUGUAAAUAAGUGAAAAUGCUAAAAUAUCAAUAGCUAAAUAUAAAUUUCUAGGCAACCCAUGCCUCCUUACUGAUGCAGUUAGAAUGCUCUAAGGAAAAAAGCCAUGACAGAACAGACUCUGUGUCUGUCAAACUGACACAGUCUCCAUAAACGAGUCUUCAACAUGGCUCCUCUGGAGGACAUGUUACCUGGACAGUGCUUCCUUCAAGGUGUGGCAGCCAUGAUUGGUCUGGCCUGUGUAUCAGCUAGUGAAUGAGCCCAGACCUCUGAAUUUUUUCACCUCCAUCUUACAACAAGCCCAAAUGGGGCUUUCCAACAUGUCAGACUGCAGGAAAACACUCGAACCUUCGCAAGAUGGACAAUGUCAGCUCAAACCAACAGAACCCCUUAUAAGGGCAAGGGCAGAGUUUACAUAAACACCAAACUCUAGCAGUCUGAGCCUGGGGUCCCCUCUGCUACUUGCACACUAGGUGGCACAGGGAAUAAAUGUUUCCCUCGAUUCUGGGGCAGACAGCUUGGUGAGAGAGGUUGGGGCAACUUCAGCGGAAGGGUCCAUGCAAA
Peromyscus californicus insignis is the source of this 6685-nucleotide messenger RNA. Its product is annotated as NACHT, LRR and PYD domains-containing protein 1a-like. Gene Ontology annotation, cellular component: cytoplasm; canonical inflammasome complex. The coding region runs from base 142 to 3951 and encodes 1269 amino acids. NCBI's taxonomy places the organism in Eukaryota, Metazoa, Chordata, Mammalia, Rodentia, Cricetidae. Gene Ontology annotation, biological process: inflammatory response; regulation of inflammatory response; regulation of apoptotic process. Gene Ontology annotation, molecular function: protein binding. The record is from RefSeq and is a predicted model, not a curated record. The transcript is spliced from 15 exons.